Messenger RNA from Papilio xuthus (Asian swallowtail), 1466 nucleotides. It is a transcript of the gene sro, whose product is annotated as SDR family oxidoreductase shroud. Gene Ontology annotation, cellular component: intracellular membrane-bounded organelle. The coding region runs from base 409 to 1323 and encodes 304 amino acids. The transcript is spliced from 5 exons. The record is from RefSeq and is a predicted model, not a curated record. Gene Ontology annotation, molecular function: oxidoreductase activity. Lineage: Eukaryota; Metazoa; Arthropoda; Insecta; Lepidoptera; Papilionidae. Gene Ontology annotation, biological process: steroid metabolic process.
UUUCGGCGGAUGACGAAUUUUUCCAAACAUAAGUUAUAUACAAAAUAUUACAUUUUUGUUAACAAGAUAUGGUUCGUCAAAAUCUCCUGGUGCUCGUAGGUAGGUAUUUAAAAAUAUGGCAUCAAUACACAUUCCAAGCGAACUCAGGUAAAAAUAUUUGGUUACAAAAUAAUGCGCAUUUUUGUGAUGCUGAAUUAUAUUGACCGUAGUUGAGGGCGAGAAUAAUUCAAACAUGAUAUUCCGUAUACAUAUGCAACGAUAUCUGAUACCCGUUUUAUGUUCCAAGCUGGGAUACUCCGCACACGGGUCAGUACCAUUACGGCCUUGUCCAUAGAAACACUUUUUAUUCAUAAAAUAAUAAAUACUUAUUGCUACAAACCUUCACGGUACGUAAAUACGGAUUAAACAAUGUCAUGGACCAAAGCUGUAGCGAUAACUGGCUGCGACAGCGGCCUUGGAUGGGCUAUAGCAGCGCGCUCAGCCCGUGAGGGUUUGCUAACAUUUGCGGGUAUGUUCCAAGGCAUGGACACAGAUGCGUCACGUGCAUUGAAAAAUCUAUGCGCACAUCCAUACCCACUAGAUGUGACUAAAACUGAUAGUGUGAUCGGAUUUCGAGAUUAUGUACAAGCUGUUAUGAAAGAUCAUCCAAAUUGUGAAUUAUAUGCCGUGGUUAACAAUGCUGGGGUGAUGACAAUUGGUGAUUAUGAGUGGCAAACUCCGAAAAUAAUCGAGAAUACAAUAAAUGUCAAUCUACUGGGAGCUAUGAGAGUUGUGUCAGCGUUUCUGCCAGAACUCAGAAAAACUGCAACAAAUAGGUCAAUAAAUCCUCGCAUAAUCAAUGUGGCAAGCCACUGCGGACUACAACCGCUACCUGGCUUUGGUCCCUACAGUGCUAGUAAAGCGGGCUUGCUAGCUUGGACUCGAAGCUUGCGGCUCGAACAACGGCAACAUGGAUUACACGCCCUUGCGUUCAUACCAGGUGGAUUCGUUAAUUCCAGUAAUCUUUUAUCAUAUCAAAUCAGCCAAGGUGAGGACAUGGUGGAACAUCUGUCUGAAGAACAGAGAGUACUUUAUGAGAAGAAAAUCAAGACACUAUGCAACUAUCUCGGUUCAGCAGCGAACGGUACAAAAUUCGAUUCUAUGAACGAUGAAAAUAUAAUGGAAACAUUUUUUAGAGCUCUUAAUGAUGAAAAUCCUAAAGAAUUGUACAAAGUUGAAUCUUGGAGAUAUAUGUUUUAUUACAAUUUAUUAAAACUGCCCGUUCCAGAAACUAUGCACCAAUGGUUAAUUAAGAAAUUUAUUAGCUUUCCUCAAAUAGAAUAAAGAUACCGUUGUUGCAGAGGGUAAAACGAUUGUCGUGUUUUAGAAAAAUUCCCCCUAUGUCUGUCUCGUUAUUUUAGUUAUCAUUGUUUUCUUAAUCUUGUCAGCAUGAAAUAAAGCAAAAUGAUUUUUUGUAGUUUUUAUUU